This is a messenger RNA of Vanrija pseudolonga, 1280 nucleotides long. Its product is annotated as Lipoyl synthase, mitochondrial. Gene Ontology annotation, cellular component: mitochondrion. The transcript is spliced from 4 exons. The record is from RefSeq and is a predicted model, not a curated record. Bases 30 to 1226 code for a protein of 398 amino acids. Gene Ontology annotation, molecular function: 4 iron, 4 sulfur cluster binding; lipoate synthase activity. Lineage: Eukaryota; Fungi; Basidiomycota; Tremellomycetes; Trichosporonales; Trichosporonaceae. Gene Ontology annotation, biological process: lipoate biosynthetic process.
UCUCAUCAACCCACUCACACACACUCACAAUGCGCGGACUCACCACUGCUGUCGACGCCGUGCGCGCCUCGGCGUCGCGCCGCACCCUCUCCUCCGUUGUGGCUUCCAGCUCGCGCGGCCUCGCGACCACCACCAACCCCCCCGAGCAGCCCCGCAAGCGCUUCGCCAAGCUCGAUGACGGACUGACGUUUGACGACUUUGUGUCUGGCGAGCCGCUGCCCUCGGCCGAGCGCGUCGUGCUCGGCAACACGUCUCAGCCCCGUCUUCCCUCCUUCCUCAAGCACCCAAUCCCCAAGGGCAAGUCGUAUACCGAGAUCAAGAAGGACCUUCGCGGCCUCAAGCUCCACACUGUCUGUGAGGAGGCCAAGUGCCCCAACAUUGGCGAGUGCUGGGGUGGUGACAAGGGCGAGGCGACCGCGACGAUUAUGCUCAUGGGCGACACCUGCACUCGUGGCUGCCGCUUCUGCUCGAUCAAGACGUCCAAAGCGCCUCCUCCCCUCGACGUUCACGAGCCCGAGAACACUGCCGAGGCCAUCUCGCGCUGGGGACUGGGCUACAUUGUGUUGACCAGCGUGGACCGUGACGACCUGGUUGACGGUGGUGCCAAGCACAUUGCCGAGACCAUCUCCAAGAUCAAGCAGAAGGCGCCCAAGAUCCUCGUCGAGGCGCUCACCCCCGACUUUGCGAACAAGGACAAGAAGUACAUUGGCCUUGUUGCCAGCUCCGGCCUCGACGUUUUUGCGCACAACGUCGAGACGGUCGAGCGCUGCACUCCAUUCGUGCGUGACCGCCGCGCCAACUUUGAGCAGUCGCUCGAGGUGUUGCGGUACGCCAAGGAGUCGGCUGCCGCCAACGGCAAGGAGAUCCUCACCAAGACGUCGAUCAUGCUCGGUGUCGGAGAGCAGGAGGAGGAGCUUCACGACGCUUUGCGGCGCCUGCGCGCGGUCAACGUCGACGUUGUCACUUUCGGCCAGUACAUGCGCCCCACAAAGCGCCACAUGAAGGUCGACCGCUACGUCGAGCCGGUUGAGUUCGCCAAGUGGAAGGAGGUUGCCGAGGGCAUGGGCUUCCUGUACGUCGCCUCGGGCCCGCUCGUCCGUUCGAGCUACAAGGCCGGCGAGUUCUUCAUCAAGAACGUCUUGAACAAGCGCCGUGCCGAGGCGGCCAAGAAGGCCGCGGCCGAGCUGUCGUCGUUCGAGGCUGCACCAGCAGAGAAGAGCGCAUAGAGAGGGUGAUACAUCUGUACUAGUGGGUCGUGCAUGCUACUGUUUCUCUAUCAA